Messenger RNA from Poecilia reticulata (guppy), 10628 nucleotides. It is a transcript of the gene pik3r2, whose product is annotated as phosphoinositide-3-kinase, regulatory subunit 2 (beta). Gene Ontology annotation, molecular function: protein binding; 1-phosphatidylinositol-3-kinase regulator activity. Gene Ontology annotation, biological process: insulin receptor signaling pathway; phosphatidylinositol phosphate biosynthetic process. The record is from RefSeq and is a predicted model, not a curated record. Gene Ontology annotation, cellular component: phosphatidylinositol 3-kinase complex. Lineage: Eukaryota; Metazoa; Chordata; Actinopteri; Cyprinodontiformes; Poeciliidae.
UUCAUUAUUUAUUUUCCUGUGGUCUCCCUCUACUGCUGGUAGGAAAGUGCUCCAUUCGUGUCCCACUCUGCCGUUUUCCUGCUUUUAGCUGCUCUCUACCCAGACUGAAGGUGUCUAAAAGGGAAUGGAUCUGUGGACGCCGAGCUGACAAGCUGCUGUGCUGACCAGUAAUGCAGAAAUAAGACACUUGGACCGUAACAGACUCUUUACAACCUCGCAGGACUUGUUUUACUCUGGAACUUACUAUUAAACUUGUGCUAAGCUUUUUUGAAAUCUUUGAUUUUUUUUUCUUUUUUGCCGUCUUUGUGCUGGCUUUCAUUGACCGUAAACAAAUAAAACAUGGCAACUGGAGAAACAACAGGACUUUUUCUCAGGAUGACAGCGAAGGGAGAGGGGACAGUAGAAGGCUGGACUUUUUGCAUGUUUUAUGGGCUCAGGUUAGGGGGGUGAGGAGCAGGUGGAGAGAUGAGGCAGAGGAGUUUUGGCUCUGGGUGGGUGUUGGGGGGGUGAUGGUGGUGUGAGGAUUACGGGCUGUGGUUGGGUAUGCCAGUGCCACGUGUCUAGCCUGGCACUUCUUGCUUGUCGAUCUGGAGGAUGUGGGACUGAGAGUCUUGCUGAGCCUGUCCAGCUUCUCUCUGAGCAAAAAAGUGGGAUCAGUUAUUCCUUCUCCUGAAUUUCAGCAAACUUAAAGGAUUAAAAAGCUCUCUACUCCAAACAUUUUUCCUCCUGAUUUUCGACAGCUAUUUAGAGCGUGGAGAUCCACCAACACUGGGCUGUUGGCUUUUUGUAAUCUUUCAUCAGAACACAAAAGUAGGACAAGUCUCAAGGUUUUUGCUGCUUAAAGGAGUAUGUUGCCGAUGCUCUCCCUCUGCUCCAUCAUUUGGCUGAACCGCGGAAUCAAGCUGAGGAAAGUACAGCAGUCCAGCAACACUGGCCAGCUCUGAAGCUGCUGCCACUGCAGUCAUUACAGCAGCUACGUUAUAAACUAGUAAAAAUGCUUCUAAGCUUUGGGUGACUUUCCCCUCCUUCCUUCAGCCCCCCCCAGCCUAGAAACCACAGCGCCAACACCUCCCUUUAGUGACUCAGCAGCAGCUUCAGUUUCUGAGCAGGAUUCCAUAAUUUUCGAAAAAAGGAACUCCUCCGAUGGCGACAGAUGGUUUUCAAUACCGUGUGCUCUACACAUUUACCAAGGACCAGGAAGAGGACUUGGACCUGCAGCCAGGGGACCUCUUGACCGUCAGCAAGGCCUCUCUGAUGUCAGUGCAGAGCUUUGAGGACGGCUUUGAGGAGCACCCGGAGCAUCUAGGCUGGCUCCUAGGAUACAACGAACGCACCAAGCAGAGAGGCGACUUCCCAGGGACCUUCGUCGAAUUUGUUGGUCCCAUCAAAAUGGCCCAUCCAUCAAGUCAACCAAGGUCCCAGCGACCUCUCCCAGCUACUCCCAUACCAGAACCAUCUCACACUGUUCCAGUGCCAGACCUCAGCCAGCAGUUCACUCCACCAGAGACGGCUCCCCCAGCCCUGGUCAGACUCAUCCAAGCCAUCGAACACAGAGGUCUGGACUGCAAAAUAUUGUACAGAACAGCAAGUACAUCAGACAGCUCAGUAUACACCCUGAGCACUGAAGGCGAUGCUGCUCAGAGUGACAUGGGUUUCCUGUCUGAGAGCGUCUUGCGCUACUUGAGAGACCUCCCAUCACCUGUCAUCCCUGCAUGCGUCUAUCCGCAACUUCAAAUUGCAGCCAUGCAGCAGCUGCUUCACCAGCAGUUUCUAGAUGGAGCUGUUGCUGGUAGCCAUGACAGAGAGGUGAGUCUGGUUCUGGAGAACUCCACGGUGGUCCCGCUCCACCAUCAUCUCACCUUGCAGUAUCUGCUCACACAUCUGACCAAGGUGCUCCAGGCACAGGCCAGUAACGGCCUGGACACUCACACUCUGGGAAGGAUCUUUGGCCCCCUCCUGAUUCGGACAAGCCCCUCUGCCCAAGGAUAUUCAUGGGAGGAGGAUUUUCCCAUCCUAGUGGUGGAGAGGCUGCUGGUGGAGAGAACUGCACAGCAAGACUUCCCUCCUCCUGUUCUUCCAGCGAAACCAACCAAAUCAAAAAUAACCCCAUCAGAUAUGACGGACACAAGCAGCCUGCUGAACGACGCUGAGUGGUACUGGGGAGAUAUUUCCAGAGAGGAGGUGAAUGAGAAACUGCGAGACACUCCAGAUGGAACCUUUCUGGUGCGAGACGCUUCCAGCAAACUGGAGGGCGAAUACACUCUGACUCUCAGAAAAGGAGGGAACAAUAAACUGAUCAAAAUUUAUCACCAGGAGGGUCGCUAUGGCUUCUCAGAGCCUUUGACCUUCCAGUCUGUGGUGGAGCUCAUCAAUCACUACCACCAUGAAUCCCUGGCUCAGUACAACGCCAAACUGGACACCAAACUGCUCUACCCCAUCUCCAAGUUCCAGCAGCUGGUUAAGGAGAACAGCAUAGAGGAAGUGGGAGAGCAGCUCAAGGUCUACCAUGAGCAAUACCAAGAGAAGAGCCGCGAGUACGACUCUCUGUAUGAGGAGUACACUCGCACCUCACAGGAGCUGCAGAUGAAGCGAACAGCCAUUGAAGCCUUCAAUGAAACCAUCAAGAUCUUUGAAGAACAGUUUGAGACCCAGGAGAAAUACAGCCGAGAGUCUUUGGAGCGAUUCCAAAGAGAGGGCAAUGAGAAGGAAAUUCAAAAGAUUCAGAGCAACUCUGAGCGUUUGAAGUCCCGCGUGAAGGAAAUCCAUGACAGCAAGCGAAAACUGGAGCAAGACCUGAAGGAGCAGGUGUCUGACAACAGAGAGAUUGACAAGAAGAUGAACAGCCUCAAGCCAGAUCUCAUGCAGCUUCGCAAGAUCAGGGACCAGUACUUAAUAUGGUUGACACAGAAGGGAACAAGGCAGAAGAAGAUCAAUGAAUGGCUGGGCAUAAAGAUCGAUGCUGAUGACUCCUAUUCUCUGGAGGAAGAUGACAGCUCACCUCACCAUGACGAUUGUACCUGGUAUGUAGGUGACAUCAGGCGCUCCCAGGCGGAGGAAAUGUUGAGAGACAAAUGUGAUGGAACCUUUCUCAUCAGGGAAAGCCAAUCACAGAAGGGCUCUUAUGCCUGUUCUGUUGUUGUUGAUGGCGACACAAAGCACUGCGUCAUCUACAAGACACGCACAGGUUAUGGAUUUGCUGAGCCCUACAAUCUGUACUCGUCUCUCCAAGAGCUGAUACUCCACUACAAAAACGUCUCCUUGGCCCAACACAACGACCAUCUGAAUGUAAAUCUAGCUUAUCCAGUCUUGGCCCGCUCCCAGAACCUGAAGUAGAACCAGCAGCCCAGAUGAUCUGUAGAUUUACCAGCAGUGGGGCACCGAGCCUCUGGAGUCCAGGACAGUGUCAACUGUUUCAGGGAAAGAAGUGUAUUUUUGUUUGGAACCUGAAACAUCUAUAGUUCCCUAACAGAACCCAGUCCAUUAAAAAACACUCCUCCCAAAAAGCACAUCACUACUGACACAGAGCUACUGGCUGAGAGAGUAAAAGUGAGCCUCUACAUUAGCCAGUCACAGCUCUACUGGGUAAAAUCUACAAAAGGCCCCAAACAUCCACAGGAAGGUAGACUGGACACAGAGAUGUUAGAGACAACAUGUGUUAAAGGAGAACAAAAUAAGCACAAACAAGUCUUUUUAAGGCUGCACAAAAGAGAUGGAAAGAGCAUGUAGUGAAACUAUUGGAAAUAUUGAACUUUUUUUUGUUUUUGUUUUUUUUUGUCUUGAGCACAAAGUAUCUGUGUUUAAACAAAUGUCCUAUGUGUAAACUCCAGACUUUCUGGAAACACAGACAAAAGUAUGCUUUUUAACUCCAUAAAGGAAUGGCUGCUCACUUCCCACCUGAAGCCACCGUCAGCCACCUGAGAGGAUCCAGCAGGUCGGGGCUGGGCUGUGGGUUUUUAAGGGUUUUACCUUCCAGAAGCACACAGGAAUAGUACUGAGUGACCACAAGCUUCUGUCACUUUACAUUUUAAGGGUUGAAAGGAGAGGACUGGGAAUAAUAACAAUGUGGCUACAGCUUUAAAAGAUAUACAGGCAGGUAUAUUUUUUAUAGACUCAUUUAUUUCCAUCUGCUUUGCUGUGUGGCUCUCUCAUUAGGUCUCUUUUUGAACUAAUGAGGAAAAAAAACAUUAAACGAUGAUUAGGAGCAAAUGCAAGGUACAUAUUUGCUAUUUUGUCAAUGGCAGAAUAUACAUUUUGAAUCACAGUACGCUAGAUUGUGAGGUACAUUUACAAACACAGUUCUAUGAUUCAGGUGUGCUGCAUCUGACGCCUCUUCCUGUUUUUCCUCCUCUAAUACUGUAGCACCCGUAGCUAUUGACACUCUGCACUGUUAGCACUAACAACUUCUUUUGCGUGUAGAUUCACUGCGGUACCAGCGCUUGUUGAGUAUCGACCUCUGUGAUUCUUCUACCAUCGGUACUGAAUUAGUUUCCUGUAAAGUUGGAAUAGACUCCCAGUGGUGUAAUCCCCUCUCAGAUAAACAGAGUUUAUGAUGGUACAUCUCUGCUGCACCUGACUGUUCAUUUAAUCUGAUGCUUUUCAUCUGAUUCAAACCUGGAGAACAUUAAUGUACAAAAAAGAGAGAAAAGAAGGCAGUAAUAUAUGUUGUGUACAGUAUAUUUUAGACACACAUGCUUUAGAUGUAUGUGACUUUAUAGAGUUCCCUAGUUUCCUUUAUGUUUUCAGAAAAUUUGUUGUUUUCUUAGGUUCUGUUUGAGGAUUUGGAUGAUCUGUCAAAUGUCAGGAAGUGUUCUCAUGUAGCACAACAGGAAUAAAAGAACACAUCCUUUUGCCAUUCAGCUAAGAGAUUACCCGCUAUGACGUGUAUGGAGGUCUUCAUUUGUUUUUGUUUUGUUUUUUUUAAUUGGACAAAUGGUUGAAAAUCAUUUGUGUGGUACUCCAGGCACACUAAAUUUUAGAUUGAGGAUCCAUCUCCAGAUCAGUCCAUGUCUACUUUUCUGUACUGUGGCUUUGAUCUCCUCUUACUGUUUCUGUGUGCGUUUGGCUCAAGGGACUAAUUGUUGUCACCACCAUCGCUUUUAAAUGACAGUUGUACAGAUACAGAGAUAUGCAGUUCCUUUUGUGGUCAGUGGAGGCACUGCAGAGACAAGUUACAAGGCUGCUUUUAAAUUUGAUUCUCAGACACAAAUCUUUCAUAAUUUCUUACACAAAUGACUGAGAAUGGUAAAAUAUAUAUUUUUGUAACCUGGAGCAGACCAGUCGUUUAUGAUCGAGUGUUUAAUACUCUUUGCUUCAUGUGUUUUUGUCAGGGUUAGAAAUGUUUCCAAUAUGCGAUCUUCACCAGUGUUCUGCUCCUAACAGCAGGCGAAGAGGUGGCAUCAGAAGUUGUUUGUGAAGACCUUUGCUUCGAACUUGAGCACAGCUCUUUGAGUGUCGCCGCUUACUGAGCUGAAUUGACCCUGGGAAGCUCAAAUUAAGAUGGAUCCAUUGUACUAUAGAGUCAUUUGCAUAGUUGUUUGUACGGCGUAGAUCCCAGGAAUGAAAGCAGAGGCAGCAGCCAAGCUUCUGGUUAGAGGUCUACAGUGCUGAGGGAGUGCCUUCUGUUAUCCUGAGGGGUUUGUGUUGUGCUUGUUGUCACCAUUAGAUGGUGCCAUCGCCACCAUGUUGUCGUGUCACACAUUUGCCAUAUCUAAGGUUAAGGAAUAUCUGGCAAAUGAGCCUAGUUGUUGUGUGUAUGUGUAGUGGAGAGAAUGACCGGCUUUGCUGUAACAUCUGAGGUUUUUACAUCCUUUUUUGUUCAGUUGCAGCUGUACAGUAGCUUGGUUCUCUAUCGUUGUGUACUAAAGCUUUGGGUUUUUUCUAUAACUAUCUGGAAUGAAACACAGAUGAGUUAGAAAUGUGAACAGUAUCCAUUUUUAGCCUUAUGCAGUUCUUUGCUAGCCUCCCAAGUUCCAGCAAUAUUCUUUUUUUUUUCUUGGAUAUCUUGAAGUGGGUUGUGUGAAGUACAUGUGACAGCAAAGGACUGACCUGACAUAAACAAGCAGCAGCAACAUCCCAGUUUGGAGAAUAAAUAAAAAUGGUUCUAUAUGUCAAAUAUAUAUCUUAUAAGCUCAGCAUUGGUGAGAAUAAACUGCCUUGCAUGCAUUUCUUUAAAUUUUAUCCUUCUAUCAACAAUUAACGUAACUAUCCAAUACCCACGAAGAGUCAAAAAAAUUUGAAUGAUUUAAAAAGACGUUUCUUGCCUUGUUCUUGUUUGACUGAAAAUUCUCUGGAGUCUUCUUCAUUUUUCUGAGUACAAUAAUGCUGAUUCAAAUUUUAUUUCUUAAAAUAUGAACCUCUCCUUUUCAAAGUUAUUAGAAAGCUAUACUCAGUAAAUAAAUACGUAUAUCUAGAUUUUUCAUUUUGUUAAGCUCUGACCUUCUAUAGCCAAUUAAUGCUACUUUUGAUGUCUCUUGAUUCACUAUAAAUGAACUACAUAUAUUUCUACUUCUUGGAUGAACUGACAGUUUGACUGUCUUCACAAUAAAAUUUUCAUUUUUAAAUAAAACCAGGAUUACCAAUAAUCAGCUUUGCGUUUGUUUGUGAAAUAUAGAAAUGCAUAAUGUCAUCCUUCAGUAUGAGCAAAACCCAACUAAAAAGAAUUCUCCCAAAUGAGAUUUCUAAGACAAAUUGUAGACCACUAAGUUUAGUUUGAUUUUCUCACAUAUUCAGUAUAUAUAACAUAUAUUUAGACAAAUCAUUUAAUCUUCAAAGUCCUUUGAAAAUAUGCAGAAAGACAAUAACACAUUAAUUUUUUGUUUAUUUAUUGAAAUGUUCACCAAUAUUAUUGCAUAUGGCAUGUUUUCCUAAUAUCAUGCAGCCCUGCUUACUAGGUCUUCUUCCUCCAGCAACAACUUCCACUCUGAAAAGUGUUGUCAGUGAAGUCUGUUAGUGAUAUGGUGCACUCUCCUUUCUGGUCACCAGCUGAUUGUUCCAUGCUUCUCUACUUAGACAUCACCAUGACUUAAGAACUCCUUUGAACUCUCUCAAUUGACAUCUCCAAAGGCUGCCUCUGCUGGCACAUACAUAAGGUGACUAACGAAGCUGGAACAAUGCCUACAAACAAAAAAAGUAGCACCCACUUUCAAAGAAAAAGCACAGAUGAAAUUCAUUUUAUACAAUCCAUUCUGUGUAUGGAUCAGGGUCAACCAAAACGCCUUGUGGUCCAAUGGUUUACAUUUGCAGCAGUGGAGUAAAUGCAGAAAUCAAAAUGUAAGACAUUUUAGUUGUUAGUUCACUUACUCUGCUGGUGGCUCCCAGUUCAAUAACGGGUCACAAAUCUUCUGGUUCUUGACUUACUAAAUCCAGUGUUUUGAUGUGAGCUGCAGACAGAUGGGGCAUCUCGAAGCUCAGUCUCUCCCUGAAUUGACACACUAAUCACAUCCUGAGUCACCUCCUCUGUACAUUGCUGCAAUAAAUCAUUUAUCUCCAGUGGCAUGCGAGAGAGGCCAUCUGCAUUCAUAUUGUAUUUGCCUGGUCGAUAUUUAAUGGUGAAAUUGAAAUCUGCAAGUUGGGCAACCCACCUAUGACCUGUGGCAUUUAACUUGGCUGUGGUGAGAAUAUAGGUCAGUGGAUUAUUAUCUGUAUAUACAGUGAAGUGAGGUGCAUGGUACAGAUAAUCUCUGAAUCUUUCACAUAUUGCCCACUUAAGUGCUAGGAAUUCCAAUUUUCCUGAAUGCAUGUGAUAAUUUUUCUCAGGUGGGGUCAAUGUUCUAGAUCCGUACCCGAUGAUAACCAUUUUGUUAUUUUGUCUCUGAUAUAGAACUGCUCCCAACCCUACCUGGGAAGCAUCAACAUGCUUCCCAGGUAGGGUGCACCCAACCAACCUCCAUGGAAGGAGGUUGGUUGGGUGAGAUCUUGAUACCUAAGGAUGGGAGGCUCAGUGAGUUUGUCAAUGAGUGUGUUUAAUGUCUCUUGAUGGUUCUGUGUCCAGUGAAUGGGAGUGUUUGAUGGGAGGUUACCUUUAUUUCUUGCAGUGCUGAUGUUCCGCCUGGCCUUAUGGUUUCAUGAUGGUGAAUUUUUAGGUUGAUUUUCAGGUGGACUGACCAGAAGCUGGUCAGUCCAGGUUUAGCUAUUCUUGAGAAGUUUGGUAUGUAUGUUAGGAGAUAAAUCCCAGCAUUUUUCUCAGAUCUCCUACAGUUGGGGUUCUCUCCUUCAAAGCUUGAACUGGUGCCACUUCUUCCGGAUCAAUCAUGUAGCCCUCACCAGAGACAAGACGUCCCAGAAAUCUCACUUUUCUUUUGAACACCACACACUUCUUUGGGCACAACUUCAUGCCAUGCUUCUGGUAUCUUUGCAACACAGUUCUCAUGUGGUUGAGAUGAGCCUCAAAACUUGGGCUGUGAACUAAAUUAUUAUCCAGAUAGGGCUGGCAUAUCACAUCCCUUAAGCCAACCAGACAUUUAUCCAUGCUUCUUUGGAACUCUGCUGGGGCAGCACUCAAACCGAAGGGGAUUCUGAUCCACUGGUACAGACCCCAUGGUGUUAUGAAAGCAGUUAAGGGCUGACUUUUCUCAUCCAGAAACCCUUGACUUCCCCUGAUCCAAUACACAGAACCAGGAGCUACCAGUGAGAGAAUCAAGCAUGUCUUGAAUCCAGGGAAUGGGGUCAGGGACAGAUUUUCUGUUUAAUUCCCAGUAGUCACAGCACAACCUCAGAGCCCCAUCUUUCUUGCUCACACACACCACUGGUGAUGCAUAUGGGGAGGUUGACUGAGUUAUCCAGCCUCUAUUCAGUAGAUCUUGAAGGUAUUCUUUAACUUCCUGAUGUAAUGGCUUGGGAACUGACAUAUGUUUUCUUCACUGGAGUGGUGUCAUACAGAGUGAUGUGAAGUUUCAGGGAGGGAAUUAAACCUAUGUCACCUUCAUCAUAAGCGAAUGCAUGACACUCUUCUCUCAGUAUCUGUCUCACAGUCUGUCUUUGGCUUUCCGUUAAGUGGCUGAGGUCAACUGAGGAUCCCACCGUAUUGGCUUCUGUUUUUCUGCUUUGCUGUUGCUAAUCAGAGACUUUGUUCUGGGUUGAAGUGUCAUCUUUAUGUUGUUCACCAUCAGUGAUGUUCAACUGUUGCGCAUUUACAGUAUAAGCUGUCUUUACUGCUACUAGAUACCCCAGGACUGCACGCUGAUACAGAGUAACAUUAUACUUAUGUUGGAAAUUGGGACUGAUACAAAUCCUGACCUUUCUGUAUUAACAGUCAUGAGACCCUCCUCAACACUGACACCCUCUGGCAGUACUGAUUCCUCCAAGGGAACAAAAAGAAGAUCCUCCCCUCUGAACUGAGCUCCAGUAUUCACUUUAACAUGUAUGAUGGUGAUUUGCUCAGCUGCUAACUUAAUUUGACUUCUCCUUGUGUUCACAAAAUCCACAUCAACCUGGCUAUCUGAUGUCUGAAUUAGUUUGACCAUUGUCUCUGCAGUUUGGACAUUACACCAAAGGCCACACACACAUUUUGGAUGACUUCAGGUUUUCUGUGUUGAAGUGUGUUGUCUCCUAGCACUUCCUCUAUAACACUGUAGCCAAUUAUUGGCUAUUGUGCCACACUGGAGUCACUUGACACAAGAACUGGUACCAACAGGGGUUCUGCUGAGAGCGAGUCUUUACCCAGUCUAAAUUCCACUUCCGCCCAACCCAGAAAAGGAAUUUGUGUCUGAUUUGCUGCAAGCCCAAUAAGUGUAUUCACCUCCAGAAGUUCAUUCAGAGGUCUAACUCGCUGGUGUGGUAAGUGUAAUUGUCUUCAUUCUUCAUUAAUGAGACAUGCCUCAGCACCAGUGUCCCAUAAUACUUCUAUUGGAGUGGCACAGCCAGUAAUGAACAAUGCAUCUCUUACCUAUGAGGUUCAGAAGUUUUUCUCUGCUCCGUGGAUUCAUGUAGUAAGGUGUUGGGGUAGGUGAAAGUUCUGUAUAGGAACUUGGUUUGUUUGUGGUGGGACUGAGUGUUUUGUGUGGGGGUACAUUUUUUCCUUCAGUUCUAUAGCUCUAAAUAGGAAGUUCUGUGCCGAUUCUUUUGGAUCUUGUAAAAUGUUCAUCAGCUGAUGAAGGAGGUCAGAGGAAGAGUCAACUUUCUCUCUCAGGUGGAGCCCUGGGCUUAUGGCAUGUAUGACUGCUUCCAGGAUCUCAGUCUUUGAAUAUCCUUUCCUCUGCCCAGAUUCAUUUUGAUUGAUCAGGCUCGUAUAGGGCAAUUUAUCCCUCUGACCAGCUUCUCCAAUCUGCCCACAAAUCCGAAACUCCCACCUGAGGGUCACUUCUGGUAUUUGAGGUGAUGGAGCACAGUGUGAUUCAGUCUCCUCCAUAUGCACCAUCAUACUCAGUUUCUUCUAUAAAACCCCAAUUUCCUCCUCUAUACGCUGUCGGGCUUUGUUAUGUUCCUCCCGCAAUUCCUUGUACUUGACUUUUAGUAAGUUUAAUUCACCUUUGUCAGCUUGUGUCUGUUCUGGUGUUCCGGUCUUGUGCGAAAUUCUGUUCCCCCAUGAAAACAUGUUCCCCCUGUGCCGGGAGCACGCAUUGCAGCCAGAGAGGUGGAUCCGGCGGAUCUGACCAUUUUCAAGGCGCUUCUGAUCGAUUUCUCGGUAAAAA